This is a messenger RNA of Closterium sp. NIES-67, 715 nucleotides long. The record is from the annotation of a GenBank genome assembly. NCBI's taxonomy places the organism in Eukaryota, Viridiplantae, Streptophyta, Zygnematophyceae, Desmidiales, Closteriaceae.
CGAGUGGCUGGAACCGAGACGGUGUGGUCUGAGAUUUCUUAUCACCCCUUGGUUUAGUUGUUUGGGUCCUCGAGGAUUAUGGCUUCGCAUCGCGCUUCGACGACGCCACAUGUCACCCAUAUGCAUCAGCAGGGCAGGCGGCGCUCUAGGCGGAGCAUUAGCUCUUGGCCGCCACUCCGGAAAGCGAGGCCAAGCAGUGCCGUAGGCUGCUAUAUUUGAGCAAGCCUGUCACACUUCGUUCAUCACCCAUUUAUAUCAGCAACAUCUUCCCCUUUCAAUCAGGCCUCUAGCAUCGUGCAUCUGCGACUCAUUUCCUUCGCCUUCAACUUUGUUCAUUCUAAUCGACACCAUGAGGACCUCCAUCAAGUUUCUGAUCGUCGCGAUUCUGGCCGUCCUCCUCGUCUCUGCUGCGCUCCCUACUAUGGCGCGUUGCUCAGGAAAGCUGAGGAAGAUAGUGAAGACCGACUCAUGCUCGGGCCUCAUUCUCCAGUUCUACAAAAAGCAGGCUCAGCUGUUCCAGAAGUACAAUGGCUACAAGUGUACUGAGCCUCUCAAGGUUGGCUCCACACUCUGUCUCCCAAAAUAGUAUGGAGGGACUUAGGGAUGGUGCCAAGGGGCCGUGCCUUGAGCAAUAACUGCAAACGCAGAAUGGUCCCCUGCUUUUACUAUUGUAAAUGUUGGAAAUACAGCCCAAUAGUAAAUUGAAUAGAACACA